This is a messenger RNA of Fraxinus pennsylvanica, 492 nucleotides long. The record is from the annotation of a GenBank genome assembly. NCBI's taxonomy places the organism in Eukaryota, Viridiplantae, Streptophyta, Magnoliopsida, Lamiales, Oleaceae.
AUGCAGAGACUGUAUAAACUUGGGGCUCGAAGGGUUUUAGUGACAGGCACAGGGCCAUUAGGAUGUGUGCCAGCAGAAUUGGCAUAUUACAGUAGGAAUGGGGAAUGUGCAGAGGAAUUGCAACUUGCGGCAUCUCUUUUCAACCCACAAUUGGUUCAGAUGAUAGACCAACUCAACACAGGAAUAGGUCACAUUGCCUUCAUUGCAGCCAACACCAAUCAAAUGAACAUGGAUUUCAUCUCAAAUCCUCAAGCUUUUGGAUUUACAACAUCGAAGAUAGCUUGUUGCGGACAAGGACCCUAUAACGGCGUAGGCCUUUGCACACCUGUAUCAAAUUUGUGCCCAAAUAGAGAUGAAUAUGUGUUUUGGGACCCUUUCCAUCCCUCUGAAAGGGCUAAUAGACUCAUUGUACAACAAAUUCUGACAGGUUCAAACGCUUAUAUGCACCCCAUGAACCUCAAUACUGUCAUGGCUUUGGAUUCAAGGGCAUGA